This is a messenger RNA of Rhodamnia argentea, 2772 nucleotides long. RefSeq lists its product as uncharacterized. The record is from RefSeq and is a predicted model, not a curated record. Lineage: Eukaryota; Viridiplantae; Streptophyta; Magnoliopsida; Myrtales; Myrtaceae. The transcript is spliced from 7 exons. Gene Ontology annotation, molecular function: helicase activity. The coding region runs from base 1 to 2772 and encodes 923 amino acids.
AUGUUUGAGCAGGCUGCUGAGAAAGAUUGCAAUCUCUGUAUUGCUCAUAGUCUUGGCUCCGGACAUGAGAGUCUUAAUAAGAACUUGUUUGGUAGUCUGAAUGAAUCCCAGACAAAAGCAGUUCUGGCUUGUCUUGAUACCAUCAAGUGCCAACACAGGUCAACUGUGGAAAUGAUACAGGGUCCUCCGGGGACAGGGAAGACCAAAACUGUCGCGGCUCUGCUCUUUACUCUCUUGAAAAGGAAACACAGAACCCUUGUUUGUGCUCCGACAAAUGUUGCCAUCAGGGAAUUGGCAUCUCGUGUUUUGCAGCUGGUGAAACAAUCGAGUUGCACAACUAGUGGGGAAAGCUUGAUGUGUAACUUAGGAGACAUGCUAUGUAUUGGGAACAAGGAGCGGAUGAAAGUAGAUUCAGAUAUGGAGGAAAUAUACUUGAAUCAUCGCGUUAAUUGUAUUGCGGAGUGCUUUUCCGUAGUCACUGGUUGGCGGCGUUGUCUAACUUCCAUGAUCGAUACUCUCGAUGACUGUGUCCUCGGAUACCACAUUUUACUGGACAGGGAGUGCAAUAUCAUAUGGAAGCAUAAUGGUAACGAUCUAGGGAGCAAAUGUAGAAGCAGCAAAAACGAAUCCAAACCUGAAUUUAAGUCAUUUGUGGAUUUUUUCAAGCACAGAUUCAAGUCAAGUGCAGAGUCUCUCCGGAGAUGCUUCUCUAUCUUAUGCACCCAUAUAUCCAAAAGUUACCUUCUUGAACAAAAUUUCCAGGACAUUAAGUCACUUCUCAUCUUACUUGAUUCUUUUGAAAUUCUACUAUACAGAGAGAAGUUGGAUUCCGGAAAGUUGAAGGAAGCAUUUUCGUCAUGCCCAUCUUCAUUCAAAACUUGCACAGAUACACUAUAUACAUCGUUGUCCAUGAAGAGACGUGAUUGCCUCUCUGUUUUGCAAAGUCUCAAUACGUCUCUCGGAAGGCUAAACCUUCCAACAUUUACGAGUAAGAGCAUGAUAGCGGAGUUCUGUCAUCAAGCGGCUUCCUUGAUUUUCUGCACUGUCUCUAGCUCGUAUAAGCUAUGCUCCAAGGAAAUGGAGCCCGUCAGUUUAUUGGUGAUCGAUGAGGCUGCACAGUUGAAAGAAUGCGAGUCAAUGAUUCCGCUCCAACUGCGAGGUGUCAGGCAUGCAGUUUUAGUGGGAGAUGAAUGUCAGUUGCCUGCUAUGGUUGAAAGCAAGCUUUCUUACAAGGCUGGCUUUGGAAGGAGUCUAUUCGAAAGAUUGAGUUCUCUGGGUCAUCCCAGACAACUUCUCAAUGUCCAGCACAGAAUGCAUCCAGCGAUCAGUCGCUUCCCAAUAUCAACCUUUUACAAAAAUCAAAUUCUGGACGGGCCGAAUGUUACUGGCAAAAGCUACAGCAAAUGUCAUUUGCAGUGGCCAAUGUUUGGCCCCUACUCCUUCAUAGAUAUUUCUAAUGGGAGAGAAGAAGUUGGGGAUGAUGGACGUAGCCUUAGAAACUAUGUUGAGGUAGGAGUUGUCUCGGCGAUUUUGAAGAAUCUAUAUGAAGCAUGCAAGUCUUCAGGAGAAGAUCUAAGUGUCGGCGUGAUAUCUCCAUAUGGAGCUCAGGUUGCUGCAAUACAACAGGAGAUUGGAAAAGGAUACGAAAACAUCGAAGGCUUUACAGUGAAAGUGAGGUCAGUGGAUGGGUUCCAAGGGGGUGAAGAGGACGUCAUAAUAGUAUCCACCGUGAGAUCAAACCCUCACGGUUCGAUUGGGUUCGUUUCGGAUGCCAAGAGAACCAAUGUCACUCUUACCAGGGCAAGAUACUCUCUCUGGAUUUUGGGGAACGAGAGAACGCUGACGAGAAGUAAAUCUGUAUGGGAAGCUUUGGUUCAUGAUGCUAAGAUCCGUGGGUGUUUCUUCAGCGUUGAUGAUGUUAAGGCCGCUUUGGAUGGGAGGAAUAAUCGGCUCGAUGAUCCGGUUGAUGGAAGUGGUGUGCUAUCUAGAAAUGAGAGGUGGAGGGUAAAUGGCUUUCAGGAUGCUAAGAGCCGAGGAUGUUCCUCCAGGACCGAUGAAGUUAAAGCCAUUUCGGGUGGGAAGAAAAAGAAUGUUCGGCUCGAUGAUCCGCGAGAUGGCUAUAGUGUCCUAUUUAGAAAUGCUCGUCAGGAUGCUAAGAGCCGAGGAUGUUCCUCCGGGACUGAUGAAGUUAAAGCCAUUUCAGAUGGGAAGAAAGAGGAUAUUCGGCUCGAUGAUCCGCGCGAUGGCAUUGGUGUCCUAUUUAAAAAUGCUCGGUGGAGGGUUUUGUUCGGCGACAACUUUGUGAAGUCUUUCCGAAAACUGUCGUCGCUUGCGACCCGGAUGGCAAUCUUGAACCUCUUAUCCAAACUUGCUGGUGGCUGGAGACCUGAGAAGAGUAAUGUGGGUUUAUUCCCUAAAGCCUCUUGUCAUAUGGUGAAGCAAUUCGAGGUCGAAGGUCUCCACGUGCUGUGCACUGUGGAUGUACUGAAGGAACUGAGAUACAUCCAAAUCCUGAAGAUUUGGGAUGUAUUGCCCUUAAGGGAUGCAAUGAGACUGGCUGAACGUCUCGGCAUCGAGUUCAAAGCGUAUACAGACGAUUUCAUUGGUCGCUGCAGCGAGAAAUGUAUGGAAGGGGAUCAGGUAGUUCCGAAGACAUGGGAUUCUUCUGAUGGUAUUGCCCGUUUCCGUGGUACCGGGGUUGAUAUUUCGAAUCCGGGGAGCGAGCGAGAGCUUGCUUUCGAUGAGAUUCCCACCCGUCGUCAUCCUGUGUAG